UCCACUGUUCUCUGUUCUUUGUUGGGUUUUUCUCACCAGACAACGGUUUACACCUGUUGUAGUUUUGUCUCUUACUAUUGAAUAAUAAUUUGAUUGUUUAUUAUUGUUGCUAAUCCAAAUGCUACUCUGUUCAUAACUGUGGGAGGCUGCAAUUUUUCUACUUGGGAAAUUUUUAUCACUUGGAUGUCAUUGUCCCUCCAUUUUUUGUCUGUCUUCACUCCUUCGAGCUUUGUUCUUUUUAGUUUUUUGAUAGCUGAAUGAGCAGUUUAGUGAUGAUUUAUGGUUUCCCAGUUGUUCUUCUGUGAUGGAUCUCUUUCUUGCUGGCUUUAGGCUGCUGAUUUUUAUAUGAUUUUGUUCUUCUUUUGAUUCAAAAUUUAGGUUUCUUUGGUUCAUCUGAGUUUGUUUUUGCUAAUUUGAGUGUUCUGGGAAGAUUUGAAAUCUUUGAUUUUCUUUUUUCCCCUUCUAGAAUUCAUGUUUAAACUCCAUGUGUAAUAUUUUGAGUUCAAAGUUCUUGAUGCAUUAGAGCCAGUUGAAUUUCUUCACUUCCAGUUGUUCCUUUCACUAGAGAUGGAUAUUAUCCUGUUUUUAAGUUCUGCUGUUAAACUUUCAUGUUGGAAUGUAUUUGAUUCUGAUAACUUCAUGUGUUCCUAGCCUCGUUUCCUAUGUCAUUGGCCUGUUGUAUUCCGGUCGCUGAAGGUGUUUACUGUAUAGCAUGUGCUCGUUGGUUGUGGUUGAAGUUUCUCUAUAAUGCUGGCCAUGAAAGUGAAAACUGGAGCCUAGCCACGACUGAGGAAUUCGAACCUAUUCCUCGGUAUUGUCGAUUAAUUCUAUCGGUCUACGAAGAUGAUCUCCGGAACCCCCUAUGGGCUCCUCCAGGUGGUUAUGGUAUUAAUCCUGAUUGGGUGCUACUACGAAAGGAUUAUGAAGAAACUCUCGGUCGUGUUUCACCGUAUAUGAUUUACCUCGAUCAUGAUCACGGCGAUGUAGUCUUGGGAGUUAGAGGACUUAAUUUGGCAAAAGAAAGUGACUAUGCAGUCCUGCUAGAUAACAAACUUGGGCAGACUAAGUUUUGUGGUGGAUAUGUGCACAAUGGUCUCUUGAAGGCAGCUAUAUGGAUUUUUGAAUCAGAAUGUGAGGUAUUAAGGGAACUGGUUGAGAAGAAUCCAGGUUACACCUUGACAUUUGUUGGCCAUUCCCUAGGGGCCGGAGUCGUGGCAUUGUUGACGAUAAUCGCACUGCAGAAACAGGAUAGAUUGGGGAACAUUCAGAGGAAGAGGCUCAGAUGCUUCGCUAUCGCUCCGCCUCGGUGUAUGUCACUAAAUUUGGCCGUGAGAUACGCCGAUGUGAUCAACUCUGUAGUACUCCAGGACGAUUUCUUACCUCGGACUACUACCGCUUUGGAAGACGUAUUCAAGUCACUUGUCUGCCUACCAUGUUUAUUAUGCGUGAUGUGCUUGAAGGAUACCUGCACAAUGGAGGAGAAGAUGCUUAAGGAUCCACGACGUCUUUAUGCUCCCGGGCGUCUGUAUCACAUUGUUGAGCGAAAACCGUUUAGGAUAGGAAGAUUUCCUCCAGAAGUAAAGACAGCAGUGCCUGUAGAUAAGAGGUUUGAGCAUUUAGUCCUUUCUUGCAACGCUACUUCAGACCAUGCUAUCAUCUGGAUAGAAAGAGAGUCUCAGAAGGCUCUUGAUAUCAUGAUGGAGAAUGAUAAAGCCUUAGAAAUCCCAGUGCAGCAGAGGAUGCAACGGCAGGCUUCGGUAGAACGAGGACACGGCGAAGAGUACAAGGCAGCUCUCGAGCGAGCUGCUGCGUUGGAAAUCCCUGAUGAAAACAUACCAAUCUCCUAUGGAACAUUCACUGAAUUGGAAGAAGGUGAGAAUUCUAGGCAAUCAAUCGAAGACGCGUCGGUUGCCUCAUCGACAAAACGAAGGGAUCGUUGGGAUAAGUUCAUAAAACGGUUUUUCGAUGAGGAUCAGUCGGGUCGAAUGGUGUUCAAAAAAUUAUGAGGGUUACUGAAUGCUCAUGGGGAAGUAGGAAUUGGAAGUACCAUUCUUUUGAGUGUAAAAAGAGUAGAGAUUUAGUAGAUAGCUCAUUUGUUUCAAGAAUAGCUCAGCUCAGAUAGAGUAUCCCUUUUUGGUUUGCUUCAUUUAAGCAAAAGCCAUAUAGUCUAGAAAUGACGUUGUGGUAAACUGGGAUUUUAUUUUAUUAUUUUAUAUUAGGGAAUAGGAUUUCAUAUUCUUAAAUAUAAACGUUAUACUCUCUCAAUA
Molecule: messenger RNA, 2267 nt
Organism: Cucurbita pepo subsp. pepo (vegetable marrow)
Lineage: Eukaryota; Viridiplantae; Streptophyta; Magnoliopsida; Cucurbitales; Cucurbitaceae
Biological process (GO): lipid catabolic process
Source: RefSeq, a predicted model, not a curated record